AUGACAUUAAAUGUCUAUCAUAUCAUAUUUAUUCACAAUCUAUGGUAUGGGAUGGCCCACAUCAUCACACUUCCCAAACGGCGAAAUUGCUCCCUUUCUUGUCCUUCCAGAGUCCGUGGGCCCGAACAUCUGGCAGUAGACCACACUCUCUCCUCUCCCGCCCUUGCAAAGCCUAACCUUCCCGUCCUCUCCACGCCAGAACCAUGUAGCCCUCCUGCCAAUCCAUAUCCCCGCCAUCAAAUCCAGUUCCCCCAGCAAUACACGCCAUAUUGUACCCAUAACGAAGGCUUCAUUAAUUCCCCACACUCCCAAUCAUAUCAAUAUAUCCAUUUCAUCCAUAUUUCUCCUUUACCCCGCAUGAACACCACACACGUUCCAGAGCCACACAGAACAGAGCAACACACCGAGAACCAGCGACACUGGAGGAAGAUCCUCGACAUCGCUCCAAUCGUGUCAAUUGCAUUCCCAGCCGCCAUGUACUUCAUCUUCACCAAAGACAGUUUUGAAGAUAGCCUUUUCCUCAGGUUCAUUACACUACUCCUCCCCUUUUCAUACUCAGCAGUACAGUAUGCCUUACUCCACACCAACUGGAAGUCACAUAACAAACCAGAGGGCAUCCUGCAGAGCAUGCUCUACUACACCCUCAAUCUCCUGCUUCUUGCAUUCACCAUCAUCUCCAUCCUUUCAAUCAUUGCAUUCACCCUUGCUGAAUGGGAAGGUGAUGAUUGGGAAAAUAAUGAUGAUCCAAUUAUCUUUUCUUUCAUCCUUCCCUCUUUCACUGUCCCACUCACUUAUCUCCUCUCCGUCUCCUGCCGCCUUGUUCCAGGACAUAUUGGAUUCACAGACACUGGUAUCAACGUCCUUAUCGACAUCCUGAUUCUACUAUGCUCUACAGGAAAUUUAGUGCCUGCCUUCGAUGAAGUCAAGCAUUGUUAUUACUUUGCAAUCAUAUCUUCUAUACUCAUCCUGAUACGAUUGCUCAGGGAGAAGCACGGCCCAUCCGAAAAGAGUGCUCUGCCUACUGCGCCAUGGAGAGUAGCCAUCCUUGUCCUUAUACUCAUCUUUGCUGCUCUUAUCUACCUAUUUAUGAUGUGGGUAUCUAUCGACAUCCUAAGUGAUCACUUUGCCCUGCUUGCCAGGGCAAGAAGUACCCCAGUAUCAAAACCUAGGCAAUAA
Molecule: messenger RNA, 1176 nt
Organism: Encephalitozoon cuniculi GB-M1
Lineage: Eukaryota; Fungi; Microsporidia; Unikaryonidae
Exons: 1
Coding region: 1-1176 (391 amino acids)
Source: RefSeq, marked provisional